UUUCCAGUUUCUGUGCUACAUCAGUGCGUUCAACCGCGUGGCUUUGUAUAUAAGAAGAGUACCACGUGUUUUUGGAGGAUAUGUUUCAAAGAGCUUUGUGUUGGUGUUUAUCAGAAUAGCUACUGGAUACGUUAAUGUCAGCAGAUGAUAUGAGAGCCUUGACAGGAUUUUGCCUUCUGAUCGCAUAUGUUGCGGCUUCUGGGACUCAAGCUCUUUUCACAGAUUCACUAAAAUCUACGCUUCCAAAAGCCAAAUCAGAAACGUUGCUGGCUGAAGCAACAGAAGAAGAUCCAGUUAAGUACGUAGAGCAGCAAGAUACAAAGCAACAGCAAGAUGAAAAGUUACAAGAAGAUAUAAAAGAAGAAAUACACCAGAGAUCGGCUCCUCGACAGUCUUUGCUGGCAGAAGACUACGAGGAGGUCAAGUAUGGGAAUGAAGAGAAACAGGUUCCUCAAUCAUAUCAGUUUGGAUUUGAAGUUCAAGACCAUAAAGAGGGCCAUCAAUUCCGGCAUGAACGAAAGGAUGCAGCGGGAAAUGUCCAAGGUCGAUUUGGUUAUCGCGAUAGCAAGGGGCAAUACCGUCAAGUAGAAUACAUCGCAGAUGACUUUGGCUUUCGGGCAAACGUAAAAACGAAUGAAGCAGGUGUUGCUAAUGAAGAUCCUGCAGAUGUUGGCAUUCAGAAAAGUCAGGAUUUGACACUCCAUGCCCAAGUUGCAGCUUCUGGAGCCAGUUAUCCUACAGGUGAUGUAACUAUACACAAGGAUGCUACAGAUAACAAAGUUAAUCUUCAACCUCCACAGACACUCAUAAAUGACGAACCACACAGUGAAGAGACACGCUACGGUUUGAAGCAUUCACCUCAUCCUCAACAUUAUUUGAGUCCGGAGGCAAACCCAUCUUCCAGUGAACCGGAUGAGGAAUACUAUUAUACUAAAAUCAACAAACAAUUACGAAACAAAAAUGCCUCACCAGCUGUCGUAUACAGGCAUUUUUUCAAGAAACAUGUACCUCGACGCGAAAAUACAAUUCCAAUACAUAAAUAUCCAAUUGAUUUUAGCGAUACUACAUCUAAUCACCGACCGUACGGAAGCCAAUUAGAAACUUUUUCUCCACCCACAAAUCAACGUUAUCAUCAUGAAAAUGAAGAUUAUAACUACGGAAAUGAAAAACGUCCUCAGAUAGUUUACCAACAGUAUGAGCAGGGAAAUCAUCCACAUAAUGAAAUGGAUGAAAUUCGUGGUAAUUUCGACGAAAAUGAAGGGGGAGCAGAAAUAAAACACGAAGCCCCGCUUUUAGUAGAACCUGAAUUUUAUGAAAUAUUUAAGAAUUCAGCCAAUGACGCAGACUUUCCGUACCCCAACGAGAAAGGUAAGUUAAUUUUAAUUCAAGCAGAUAAAAUAAAAUACAAUACUGAUCUUCCACAACAGGAUAAUAAACAAGGUGUACCGUACCCUGGCCAAACAGCUAUCUUUAUAAAGCAUAAGAAAGAAGAAGAAUCUAAUUAUGGAGACAGACAGUAUGGAUUUUAUAAGAACAGUGAUUUUUUUAACGGAAAUAAGCAACCAAAUCUUUUAGGUUAUAAUAAUAAUAAUAAUAAUAAUAAUAAUAAUAAUAAAAGUCCUACCCCAAACCAAAUGAAGUAUGGUGCACGAUAUAUUUCUCGAGAUGUGCCUCCAACUCAAAUAUUACAAAAAGCUGUACAUCAAUCCGGUCCUCAACUUCGUUACAUAAAUAAAGCAGAUGCCCACAGUAAACCUUCGUAUAAACCCGAUUCUAACAAAGAAGCAGAAAUCCGUAUAGGUGCUAAACCUUAUAAUGAGAAGUUAGAAAAUUAUCCAAAAAAUUUACCUUUAAGUGUUUUGCAACAGCAUAAUACAGAAGCACCAACUCAAAACCAGGAGCAAUUUCCAUUGCAACAAGCAAUAUUAGAGAUUGAUGCUGAUGUUUAUAAGCAACUAAUUGAAAGCAAAGCUCCAGGUCAGCGUAUCGUCGCGAUACCCUAUAAUGGUCAGAGUCAUAAUUAUGGCGAUCGUGCUUCAUCGAUUCCAGUUGUGCUUGACAAAAAUGCAUUCCCAUUAAAACCACAUGGGAUUUUACAUCUUCCAGUAAACCAUAAUGAUGCACAACAUACUCAUCAACAGCAAAAUAAUAUGGUUCCCUUAGAGAAGCUUAAACGCCCAGCUGCUAUCGUUCUGCAUAUAGCUCAUGGACAAAAUAUAGAUUUUAUGUCUAACAAAGCACCGCAUAAAGAAGACAUUUCUCUCGGAAAAGAUCAUGUCAGUUAUAAACUAAGUCAACCUCAUAUUGAUACAUUUCAAAAAUCUGAAAAGGAAACUAUCAAGACUCGGGACUAUUCAAAAUCUAAGUGGAUACCUAUAACACCUUUAUGGAACCAGAUACGAAGGCAAUCCAAACAAGAUGGAACUUCAUCUGCAUCAAGUGCUCAUAAUGUCCAAUAUAUCUCGAAUUUGCCUAGAUCAGACUCUUCUGUACAUAAAUUGUCAACCAAGAAGCCUCAGAAUAACAGUACUCCAGGAGGACAGCGUGUAUUUUGGGAUAGUGAAACAAAAUGAAGAUUAACGAAAAACUGACUUCACCAUCUCUUUCUGAAAUGUGCUUCGAAAUACAAUAUUGCACAUGGAAUUGAUUGUAAAACUUUAGCUUUUGUUGUUCGCAUUGAAAGAAAUACGAGCUAAAUAGUAGAUAAGAUAAUCUUGCUCAUUGAAACCUCCUUCUCAUUAAGAAAGAGAAGACGUUUCUGCACAAAGAACACAUCUUGGUUUUUAGAACAGAGUUUUAUGUCAUGCUGUGAAGUUAAUCUGCAACAGAACGGAGAAAAAAGAAUUUGGUUAAAUUCAGUUCAAGAACGUGUUUUCUCUUAAAUCUUUCAAGAAAUUCCAAAGCAUUUUGUUUUGUUUAUUGAAGAACGCUUUAAUGGGACAAGAGUAACGUUGGUGUGUCUCAUACGGCUGGUGGUACAGUUAGUUUCAAAGCUAAUAGGGAUUUGAAGUACUUUUAUAGCAUGAUUUUUUAUCAAAAUUACAGAACACAUAGGUUAGUAAGACUAAUGAUGAGCGUAUCAUUUGACAAUAAUAUAGAGACGUGUCGGAUAUAAACAAACAUUCUCUGCAUAUGAGUAAAUAAAAACUCUUGCAUCAAACUGAGUGAAAUAAGAGAAGCUAAAGCAUUAGGUAUGUACGGAAUGCGUUGUCUUGCCUACGGUUCCAAGAACACUAAGACUUCAUCUGUUUUAAAGCACUUUUAAUACAAAGGGAGAUAACUAUAGGAUAAUAAUAAAUAAUAAAAACCAAAACACUAUGCCUGCAAUUAAGAAAACUGUGCGAAAAGUUAUUGUUAAUAAUGCAGGGUUUGGAAAGUAUUCAUAAACAUCUUUUCAGAUCUUAAUUAAUUUAAAGGGAUUCAUGUGAUGAUUAACUGUAAGAAAAUGCAAUAGUCUACUUUAAAAUCGUCACUGAAAACCAAAUUUCAAUUCUUAAAGUGAUUUACACUUUUGUGAGAUUUUUAUGUACAUAUUUGUUUUAGUGUCUGUGAUUUUCAAAUAAAAAUAUAUUACGUCAUGGAUAA
This is a messenger RNA of Stegodyphus dumicola, 3585 nucleotides long. RefSeq lists its product as uncharacterized. Lineage: Eukaryota; Metazoa; Arthropoda; Arachnida; Araneae; Eresidae. The record is from RefSeq and is a predicted model, not a curated record.